CUAUAUGUCUGCAGCAAGCAGAGCAGACAGAAGUAGCACACGGACACACUCAGUCCUCUGCAUCCAUGCAAGUCACAACAAUGGCGCCCCCUCGCACGAGCACCGCCACCUCCCUCCUCGUCUUCGUCCUCACCGCCACGGCUGCCGCGUCUACGUUUCCAACCAGCGCGGCCGCCUCCCCGCCGCCACCAAAGGUACCGCCGCCAGCAAAGGCACCGCCGCCACCCCCGCCACCGUGCGCCGCGCCCCCGUCGGUCGCAGCGUUCCUCCUCGCGCGGUGCGCCACCACGCUGUACCGAGCGACUUGCUACGACACCCUCAUCCCCUACGGCUGCGCGUUCGGGACGAAUCCCGUCAGGCUCGCCCGCACGGCCACCGACGUCGGCGCGGCCCAGCUCCGCACCCUCUCGGCGCUCGCCAAGGACGCCGUCGCGCGUGGCCAGCCGCAACAGGGAGUUGCCUACUACGCGCUGCGCGACUGCGCGAGCACGGUCUCGUCAGCGGCGAGGCUGUCCAAGCAGUCGGCGGCCGAGCUCGCCAGGCUCGACGCGGCGGGAGGCAACGCGACCGUGACGCAGGUCAGGUGGGCGAUCUCCAACGCGCAGACGUGGCUCAGCGCGGCCAUGAGCAACGAGGUCACCUGCGCAGAAGGGCUCGCUCCAUGGGGUGGCGCCUCCCCCGCCGCUAAGGCGCUUGUUGACGGGGCGGUGGACGCCAUGCAGAGCACCAGCGUCGCCCUCACGAUGGUCAAUGGCAUGCCGCGCUGAAAUUAGCAAAACGACGAGAUCGGUGUGUCGUCAAGGCCAGUUUCGUUUAGUAGCACUACUUUUUUUUUGAGGGAUUAGUUGCAGUACUUUAUUACUAGUGCCAGGCUAUUAUUUCACGCAUAAGAUUUUUUAGACAAAUAUAAUUGUUUGUACGAGAAAAUUCGAUUUAGUUCAAUAUUAAUACUUUAGCUGAACUAAUGGGAACUGCUAA
Molecule: messenger RNA, 978 nt
Organism: Lolium perenne
Lineage: Eukaryota; Viridiplantae; Streptophyta; Magnoliopsida; Poales; Poaceae
Product: pectinesterase inhibitor 9
Biological process (GO): negative regulation of catalytic activity
Molecular function (GO): enzyme inhibitor activity
Source: RefSeq, a predicted model, not a curated record